CGCGCGCUCAUUCUCGUUCUUUCUUUCUUUCUUUUCUUUCCUCUCCGAGCCGGAGUGUUUUUUGUGUUUGUUCUAGCUUUCACUGCUGCACAGCAGGCCUCCUGCAGGGUCUGUGCUGGCCUACAGUGCGUCUCAGUGGAGAGCUCAUUCAUCUCCCUUUCUGUUUAAGAAACCGUAGUAAGGUGCUGUAGAGUAAUAAACAUGGCGACAUCAGCCAGCUCACAGCUCAGCAAGGUGGUGAAGCAACAAUACAUGGAGCUUCCACAGGGGGACAAGGUGCAGGUCAUGUACAUCUGGAUCGACGGCACCGGGGAGGCCCUGCGCUGCAAGACCAGGACCCUCGACUUUGAGCCGAAGAGCAUCAACGAUCUUCCUGAGUGGAACUUUGAUGGGUCCAGCACCUACCAGUCAGAGGGCUCCAACAGUGACAUGUUUCUCAUUCCCUCAGCCAUGUUCAGAGAUCCAUUCCGCAAAGACCCCAACAAGCUGGUCCUUUGUGAAGUUCUGAAGUAUAACCGCAAACCUGCCGAAACCAACCAUCGUUUGACGUGUAUGAAGAUCAUGCAGAUGGUGGAGCAGCAGAGCCCAUGGUUUGGCAUGGAACAGGAGUACACCAUCCUGAGAACAGACGGUCACCCAUUUGGCUGGCCUUCCAAUGGCUUUCCUGGUCCUCAGGGACCUUACUACUGUGGUGUCGGAGCAGACAAGGCGUACGGCAGGGAUAUUGUCGAAGCCCACUACAGAGCAUGUCUAUAUGCUGGUGUGAAUAUCUGCGGCACAAAUGCUGAAGUCAUGCCUGCUCAGUGGGAGUUCCAGGUGGGGCCGUGCGAGGGCAUUGAGAUGGGAGAUCACUUGUGGGUGGCUCGUUUCAUCCUGCACAGAGUGUGUGAAGACUUCGGUGUCGUUGUCUCUUUCGACCCCAAACCCAUCCCUGGGAACUGGAAUGGUGCAGGAUGUCACACUAACUUCAGCACUAAGGAGAUGCGGGAAGAAGGCGGGCUCAAAUGCAUUGAGGAAUGUAUUGAGAAACUGGCGAAGCGACACAACUACCACAUCCGUGCCUAUGACCCUAAAGGAGGCCUGGACAAUGCUCGCCGUUUGACAGGUCGUCACGAGACCUCCAACAUCCAUGAGUUCUCUGCUGGCGUUGCCAAUCGUGGUGCCAGUAUCCGCAUCCCUCGCACUGUGGGCCAGGAGAAGAAGGGAUACUUCGAAGACCGUCGCCCGAGCGCCAACUGCGACCCGUAUGCCGUCACUGAAGCCCUCAUACGCACGUGUCUGCUUGGUGAAGAUGGCAACGAACCUGUGGACUACUAGAUCUUUUGAAAUCUUAUUACUUUUUUUUUCUUUGUCACUUUCCAAAACUGAGUGUUCUUCUGCUCACCUGUUCAAAUGGCCAUGAGGCCAAGUUUAGUACUGUUUGUCUUGUUAGAAUGUGUCUAACCAUGCAUCAUAGUGGUUUUUAAAUGAAGUUGGCUGGUCAACUUAACACUUUAGGAUUUAAAUGUGAGGUUAACCAGGGACGUGAUGAUGCGGUGCAUAUCUCACCCUUCUGUGUCUUUCUGGGUUUAAAAAAAAAAAAACACCCUCGCGUCAUGUCUUUGAUGAGAUACUUGCUGUUUAAACCCCCACCCUCAAUCUCAAAGACGUUCCUCAUGAUGGUGACUUUAAAAAGGACAAAAUGAGAUGAACAUGAGACACUAGAGCUGCUCUGACUCUGCAACACAAACUUCGCCUGUAGCUUGCUUGUGUAGAUUUGAUGUAACGCUUCAACUGGUACUGUAUUGUUACUAACUGUUUGUACUGGUUCAGGUUGUAUGGUAUAAUCAACUCAUGAUUCCUCAUGCCACUUGUGGGAGUGAAUAUCUGACAAGCUUUUUAUUUGUUGUACAUCUAAGCUUUGGGUAAAAUCCUGAUGUUGCUUAA
Molecule: messenger RNA, 1926 nt
Organism: Neoarius graeffei (lesser salmon catfish)
Lineage: Eukaryota; Metazoa; Chordata; Actinopteri; Siluriformes; Ariidae
Product: glutamine synthetase-like
Exons: 8
Coding region: 202-1317 (371 amino acids)
Cellular component (GO): cytoplasm
Molecular function (GO): glutamine synthetase activity
Source: RefSeq, a predicted model, not a curated record